GAGUGAGAAGCGCUGAGAGUCGCACUUCCACACACUGAUCAGUACUAACCUCAUACAUACACACACACACACACCCACACGCAGGGCUGGACUCACACUCAGCCGGACCGUACCUCUGCCGUCCUCGGAUCCACAGCCGCCGGAACAUUUAUGAGUUUCAAGUGGUUUUAAUGUUCGCCGAAGCGAGCGGAACCUGCCAUCAUGGGAUUGCCGUUACCAGCCAAUGUGCUGAAGUGAGCUGGAGUUUCCCUCCGGUUUAACCCCCACCCCUCCCCCAGGGGCUACUCCCCCUCCAUCCCACCGGAGGACCAGCAAUCAUGGCAGGAAUCAAGCGCGGGUACGAUGGAAAGAUCGCUGGUCUAUAUGACAUGAACAAGACGCUCGGCCGUGGCCAUUUCGCCGUGGUCAAACUAGCGCGUCACGUCUUCACCGGCGAAAAAGUGGCAGUCAAGGUAAUUGACAAGACCAAGCUCGACACGGUCGCGACCGGUCACCUGUUCCAGGAGGUCCGCUGUAUGAAACUGGUCCAGCAUCCCAACAUCGUUCGGCUCUACGAGGUCAUCGACACGCAGACAAAGCUCUAUCUGAUCUUGGAGCUUGGCGAUGGUGGUGACAUGUUUGAUUACAUCAUGAAGCACGAGGAGGGACUGACCGAGGAGCUGGCCAAGAAAUAUUUCGCCCAGAUCGUGCACGCCAUCUCGUACUGUCACCGGUUGCAUGUGGUUCAUCGUGACCUGAAGCCAGAGAAUGUGGUGUUCUUUGAGAAACAGGGCCUGGUCAAGCUCACCGACUUUGGCUUCAGUAAUAAGUUUCAGCCGGGAAAGAAGCUGACCACCAGCUGUGGCUCGCUGGCUUAUUCUGCCCCUGAGAUCCUGCUGGGAGAUGAGUAUGAUGCACCUGCUGUGGAUAUCUGGAGUCUAGGGGUCAUCCUCUUCAUGCUGGUGUGUGGUCAGCCCCCUUUCCAGGAGGCCAACGACAGCGAGACCCUCACUAUGAUAAUGGACUGCAAAUACACUGUACCUGCCCAUGUCUCCAACGCCUGCAAAGACCUGAUAAACCGAAUGCUACAAAGGGAUCCGAAGAGGCGAGCAUCGCUGGAGGAGAUCGAGAGCCACGCGUGGCUUCAAGGUGUGGACCCAUCUCCAGCCACCAAAUUCAACACCCCACUGGUGUCUCACAAGAAUCUGUCAGAAGAGGAACACAACAGCAUCAUCCAACGCAUGGUGCUGGGAGACAUAGCCGACAGAGAAGCCAUCAUCGAAGCCCUGGAGACAAACAAGUACAACCACAUCACUGCUACUUACUUCUUGUUGGCUGAACGGAUCCUGAGGGUUAAGCAGGAGAAGGAGGUGCAACCUCGUUCUUCCAGCCCCAGUAACAUCAAGGCCCACUUCAGGCAGUCAUGGCCGACCAAAAUCGGCAUGCAUCAGGACAUCGAGGACAGCUUAGCCUCUUCGUCCAUCUCUCAUGCUGGAGGUCCACAGUCUCCUGCUCGCAGUACAGAGAAUCUGCUAAACGGUCAUCGCAAUAAAGGGCUUCUGGAAAUGAGUCGUAGAGAGGAGAUCAGCGAAGCCUCCAGCAGCUCUGCUGCACCUGCAGCUCUGCCCCCAAACCCCCUUAAGCCUGGCGUCAUUGGCCCUCUUGCAUCCACUUCAGCCAAGCAACGAACCUGCCUGUUUCGGGUGGAAGAAGAUGAGGAAGAGGAAGAAGAACAGGAGCCUUCACCCUUGCCCUCCCAGGUGGUGUUGCGCCGCAAGACAUUGUCCAUCACCAACCGGCUUACAUCUCGAAAAAGCGCCCCAGUGCUCAAUCAGAUCUUCGAGGAGGAAGGUGAAUCAGAUGAUGACUUUGACAUGGAUGAGAGUCUUCCACCCAAGCUCAGCCGGUUGAAGAUGAACAUGGCAUCUCCUGGUACGGCUCAGAAACGCUACCACCGGCGCAAAAGUCAGGGCCGCGGUUCAAGCUGCUCUAGCUCCGAGACCAGCGAUGAUGAUUCGGAGAGCCAUCGCAGAAGACUAGACAAAGACACAGGGUUCACCUACAGCUGGAACCGCAGGGACAGUAGUGAGGGUCCACCUGGAGACUCUGGGGGCAAUGGGGGUGGAAGUAGCGGAGGGCAGAGUAAACCACCUGGGGAAGGUAACUCAGGACCAGACAAGGGCAGCCCUCCAGGAGGAGGGAAUGGUGGUAGUACAGGAGGGGGCAGUGGAGGUGGUGGGAGUUCAAAAGGACAGGGAGGCCCUUCCAGCUGUUCCCGUAACAAUGCUUCAUCUGGCUCGACACGUAGUGCAGCUCGGAGUGCGGGGGAACUGGUAGAGAGUCUGAAACUCAUGAGUCUAUGCUUGAGUUCUCAGUUUCAGCAUCGCAGCUCUGGAGGAGGUGGUGGUGGACGAUUUAUCCUUGAUCCACAGAGCCUGUCCAGCGUUAAAGUUCAGGAGAAAUCCUCCUGGAAGAUGUGCAUUGGCUCCAACAACAGUCUAGACAAAGUGAUCAACCCCGCCUUGAAUGGUAGUGUUGGGGCAAUUGAGCAUUAUCAAGACCAAACGGCGGUCAUGUUAAAUGAACUUGGCCUGGUCAAGGAGAACAACCUGAACUUGAAAAAUAAUGUUCUCCAGCUACCUCUGUGUGAAAAGACCAUCUCCGUGAACAUCCAGCGAAGCCCCAGGGAUGGGCUACUCUGUGCCUCAGCCCAGGCCAGCUGCUGUCAGGUCAUAUGAUGGCAUGGCACACGGCUGGUUCUCAGAGUGGAUUGUUCCUAUUGCCACAUUUGUAGCAUACGAUGACUUGAGUUCUCCACCAGUAACUGUAAAUGACCUCUCUUGAUCCCAACUUGACCUUUAAACCUGCCUUCAAUGUCGUCUUAAUCAUUCUCACAACUUAUUAAGUUCUUCUCUUGGACCCAUUGGUUUUUAAUGAAGUGCACGCUGCUAUCCUUUUCUUUUUUGUGUCUUUAUUUGUUUUGCCCAAUUAGACUUUAAUAUUUGUUUUCCAAGUCCUGUUCAUUUUGUUUUUUAGCCCUUGAAAUGAAAUGCUCUUAAUAUGAAUUCCAUGGUUCCAACACAACCCAAUCAGUCAAGAGUUGUGGAAACUGUAUGUAUAAAUAAAUGACCUUUAAUAAAGAGAGAUUUAAAUUAAGACCCAACAGUAUGGUAGAACAGAACAUGGCAAUUCAUAAAACAAGCACUUAAAGAAACUCAACCUAUAAAAACCACAACUGGUUUUGUAAAUUUAAGCCCCGAUAUGAUUGUAAUGAGAUGGUAAUACAGUAAAAGCAAUAGUGGGAGUAAAGAACAAACCCUGUUUUUUUUUUCUUAAUUCAUAGUGCUGUCUGAGUCUUAAACUGAAAGACCAUUUUGCAU
Molecule: messenger RNA, 3359 nt
Organism: Sinocyclocheilus rhinocerous
Lineage: Eukaryota; Metazoa; Chordata; Actinopteri; Cypriniformes; Cyprinidae
Product: SNF-related serine/threonine-protein kinase-like
Exons: 6
Coding region: 318-2717 (799 amino acids)
Biological process (GO): intracellular signal transduction; protein phosphorylation
Cellular component (GO): cytoplasm
Molecular function (GO): ATP binding; protein serine/threonine kinase activity
Source: RefSeq, a predicted model, not a curated record